UUGGUGUUGCUGUUCCUCUAAUGGUCAAUUGGGGUGAACUCUGAAUCCUAGUUAAAACUUGACUGAAAUGCAGCUACGAUAGGGCUGAGUUGGGGCAAAUGUUCACAAGCCUGGCAGAUUAUAGAGAGGUGGGAGCAUGAAUUCUGUUGCUGCACCAGUAAAUAGGAGCAUACGCCGCACCUCCUCUGUCUCUCCUCUGAGGCGUGUGAGCGUGUGUGGGAUAUAGACACAGGCAGACCCAUCGCUGGCAGAAGCUGCUUCUCAGUUCCAUUGCGCUUUCUCGCGGAGGGGAGGAUAAAGUUGCCCUACACCCUGCACCUACCGAGGGACUGCAGACAAGUCGCUGUAGGAAAGAUUCCGUGCAGCUGUAACAUAGCAUUCCCCCGGCACGGGCUGCACCUGUGUUCUUUUGGUUGUCGCUGCACAGUCGCGCGAUUCCUAUUUGCGGCAGUUAUGGGGAGCGAGAGAAGCCCCGGCGUUUGGACGCUGCUAUUGGGACUUGCCGCGCUGCCACGCUUGUCUGACGGGGGAUGUGUAGAAGCCGGGAAGUGCUGCCAGGGGAGAGCCAUGAAUUGUACCACCCAGGGCUGGAGGAUGGAUCGGGUUUAUGGCACUUGCUUCUGCGAUCAGGCGUGCGGACUAACGGGCGACUGCUGCUUUGACUACUCCCAGGCGUGCCCAGCGCGUGCCUGCAUUGUGGGAGAAUGGAGUCAUUGGAGUGGCUGCGCAGAUCCCUGUACCCCAACAAUACGUGUACGUAGAAGACAAGUGGUACAGGAGCCGGAAAAUGGGGGAGAUCAUUGUCCGACGCUGGAAGAAAAGGCUGGAUGUCUUGAUUACUUUACAUCCCAGGGCAUGGAAUGUGCACAGUCUCAUGUGACCGCUUUCAUCACGACCUUUGAAUACAACAAAUCGAGAAGAAGACGGGCCUUAUCUCCAAACUGGGCUACCGAAAAGGAAGAUCCAGGUUAUUGCGUGGAGUUCCAGGUGAAAUCGUUGUCUCCGGAUUGCUUGAAAGAAAGUCGCCCUCAUGCACGCUGGAUGCAAUACUUGCGGGAAGGAUACACUGUAUGCGUGGCAUGUCAGCAUCCAGCUAUGAAUAUCAGGAACCAUCGUUGUUAUGGAGAUGGCAGGAAUGCUAAUGGACUUCUUCAUUGGGAGGCAGUGGGAAAUCCUCAGUGUCAAGGAACUUGGAAGAAGGUGAAAGAAGUCGAGAGCUGUUCAUGUCCGUCGGUCCAUAGUUUUAUAUUUACAUGAUGCUUCCAAAAAACCGUCUACAAACACGAUGUACAUAUUCCAGGAGGGACGAUAUUUGCAGCAUGAACUGAAUUAAUGGUGAACUAAUCAACGCUGGAGGGAUGGACUGCAUUCUCCCCCCUAGUUUCCAGGCGUGUAGCUUGAUGGAUAAAUUUGUUAAAAUUUUAGAUGGAGUUUUCCUAAAAUUGUAAAAAAAAAUGUGAUCGCCAAUAUAGUCAAGUUUAAAAAAAAAAAAAAAAAAAAAAGGCAAAUAUGUUAAUGAAAACCGGCAACAAGAUGACACUUUUUUAUUUUUUUAUGGAAAUUGGAAGUGUAUAUGAAGAUUUCAAGCAGCUUUAUUUUUUUCAUUUGAUUGAAAGAUUUUACAGCCUCGUUGAAGAUGACCGGAACUAUGCACCUUUUCUUUGCGACCUACUUUUUUCCCCCAGACCAAACACAAUUAUUUGAUUUGAAAUUCAUUGAAAAUAUGCUAGUGAUCAAGAAAAAAAAAUGCACAAAAAAAGGA
Molecule: messenger RNA, 1762 nt
Organism: Xenopus laevis (African clawed frog)
Lineage: Eukaryota; Metazoa; Chordata; Amphibia; Anura; Pipidae
Gene: sbspon.L
Product: somatomedin-B and thrombospondin type-1 domain-containing protein
Exons: 5
Coding region: 454-1257 (267 amino acids)
Source: RefSeq, a predicted model, not a curated record